This is a messenger RNA of Apaloderma vittatum (bar-tailed trogon), 526 nucleotides long. Its product is annotated as zinc finger protein 883-like. Gene Ontology annotation, biological process: regulation of transcription by RNA polymerase II. Gene Ontology annotation, molecular function: RNA polymerase II cis-regulatory region sequence-specific DNA binding; DNA-binding transcription factor activity, RNA polymerase II-specific. Lineage: Eukaryota; Metazoa; Chordata; Aves; Trogoniformes; Trogonidae. The record is from RefSeq and is a predicted model, not a curated record.
GUACGCCCAAACGAAUGCGCAGCUCCAAAGAGACAGUCCACGCCUGUGGUGUCUGCAAGAAGUGUUCAGCGUCAAGAGCAGCCUGACCCGUCACCAGCGGAUCCGCGCCAGCGAGAAGUCCUUCAAGUGCACAGAGCGUGGGCAGAGCUUCACUGAGAGCACGGUCCUCCUGCAGCACUGGAAGACACACAUCGAGGAGGAGCCCUUCCUCUGCACCACGCCAGAGAAGCCCUUUGCCUGCCCACGUUGUGAUAAGACCUUCAGCCAGAGGUAUCACAUCAAGAGGCACCUGAAAGCCCUCCACAAAGAAGAUCCGUACGUGGUCAGAGAGACUUUCUGCUGGACUAACAGCGUGACACACCAUCAAAUAAUCCACACAGGAGAACGCCCCUGCACGUGCCCAUAUUGCAAGAAGACCUUCAACAACAUCAGCACCUUAGUCCGUCACCAAAGGACCCACCAGAGCAAGAGACCCUACAAGUGCCCCAAGUGUGGGGAGCGCUUCAGCCGUGAGUCGUCCUUCCAG